AUGAGGUUCGAUUUGGGGAAGAUGAGGAAAGACCAAACGACAUCGUUUCUACAAAAAAAAAAGUGUCAUUUCUUCUCCGAUUACUUGUCCAUCGUUGGUUUUGCAGUCAUUGUCUUUGGAUUACGACAGAUUUCUAGAUUGCAGCUGUUUCCGGCUUCAGCAGCAGAAAUGGCAGAAUCUCCAACUAAUAAGAAGACGUCGUCGUCGUCGAUGAUUCCAGACUGGACUCAGCUCCCUGAAGAGCUACUUGAGUUUAUCUCCGAGAAACUCGACAACUGUUUCGAAGUUGUUCAUGCUCGCUCUGUUUGCUGCUCGUGGCGAUCCUCAAUGCCAUUUCCUUGUAGCUUAUUGCGCCCGCGUUACUCUCUUCCCAUGUUUCCUAGUAAAAAGGUAGGCUUGUGCUCCCUUGAGAAGCUCCCUUUUGUUCUCUUUAGAGUCCCAACUCCUGAUGCUGAUGAUGCUGAUAUUGCGUCGGCUUCUGUUUAUUUUAUUGGAGGGAUAAGCCGAGAUGACUGCUGA
This is a messenger RNA of Microthlaspi erraticum, 519 nucleotides long. The record is from the annotation of a GenBank genome assembly. NCBI's taxonomy places the organism in Eukaryota, Viridiplantae, Streptophyta, Magnoliopsida, Brassicales, Brassicaceae.